Messenger RNA from Oreochromis aureus, 2255 nucleotides. RefSeq lists its product as uncharacterized. Bases 351 to 1322 code for a protein of 323 amino acids. Gene Ontology annotation, biological process: DNA integration. The record is from RefSeq and is a predicted model, not a curated record. Gene Ontology annotation, molecular function: nucleic acid binding. Lineage: Eukaryota; Metazoa; Chordata; Actinopteri; Cichliformes; Cichlidae. The transcript has 9 exons.
UGCUUUACGGACCUUCAGGUCCUGGAAGGGUAACACAGUUUGAAGAUGGAGGACAGUGGCGCUUCUGCGGCGCAAGUGACUGUAAAUCAAGUGGACCUUGGUCUAUCUCCCUCCAGAACAGAGAACCUGGAUGUCCCUGUGACUCUUUGGUGGCUUUAAGAAGACAUGUUUUCCAAAACCUUCAAAAUAGGCUGGUGCAGUCCUACCAACAGCAGCCCUUGGACCUUGAUCAUAUUGAGUUCCUCUGCGUGAACGCAUCAACUCUAGUCUGUUCUCUUUCUGCUCAUAUUAAUGUUCCAUCACUGGUAGUUGAAGCUCUUCACCACCUCAUCUGCCUCAUCCAUUCCAAUAUGGAUACGAGAAGGUCUGCCAUUGUUGUUGACAGCUCAGCUGGUGAACGGGGGAGGGCAAAGCUCUAUGUUUCCAAAGACCACCUCAAAGAUCUAAUAAAGAUGGACCUCUCCGUUCCUUGUAUCUCCAAGCUUUUGGGCAUAUUGCAGAAAACAGUCCGACGAAGAAUGGAAGAGUGGGGCCUCUCAAUAACGGCAACCUACAGCUCACUAUCAGAUGAUGAACUUGACAACUUAAUUGCAGCCAUAAAACAGGAAUCGAAAUGUCUGGGCUACAGAAUGGUUAAAGGACGCCUCAGGGCACUGGGCCACAGGGUGCAGUGGAACAGAGUAUGGGAUUCCAUGCGUCGUGUUGACGGUGCUGGAAUCCUUGAAAGGAUGGCAAAUCUUGGAUGUGUUGUUAGAAGGACAUACAGUGUUCCUGGUCCUCUGUCACUGCUCCACAUUGACACCAACCAUAAGUUAAUUAGAUAUGGACUUGUGAUGUUUGGUGGUGUUGAUGGCUUCUCAAGGAAGAUCUUGUACUUGAAAGCAGCUAACAACAACAAGGCUUCUACAGCGCUGACGUUCUUCCUUGAGGCUGUACAGAAGCAUGGAUUUCCAUCGAGAGUCAGGGGAGACCAAGGAGUUGAGAAUGUUGACAUUGCUCGAUACAUGUUUGAAGUUCGGGGCUGUGGUAGAGGAAGCUUUAUGUCUGGCAAAAGCGUGCACAACCAAAGGAUAGAGCGCCUGUGGCGUGACGUUUGGAAUGUUGUCACCAACAUCUACUACGAUCUUCUUCACAGACUUGAUGAAGACAGACUCUUGGAUCCAACAAACUGUACUGACCUUUUUUGUGCACAGUAUGUGGUUUUGCCACGAAUCCAAGCAGAUUUGGAGACAUUUAUUGAAGGCUGGAACAAUCACUGUCUUAGGACAGAGCGGAACUACACCCCAAACCAACUAUGGGAUAUUGGAAAGACUCAGAAUUAAUAAUUAAUAAAGCAUGUAUUUUAAAGACUUCCUGAAUUGAUGGUGUCUAAUUUCAGGCAGAGUAUCCAGAUGUGGACAUUGCAGACUUGGACCAAACUGGUAUUCACCUUCCAGAACUUGUGUCUCCACUUGACAGUGAGGAUUUGGAAAGAGUGAGACACCUUUUCAAUCCCAUGGAACCCUCGAUGUCCUAUGGGGCUGACAUUUACAGUUCCCUUGUCCAGUAUGUGGAAGGCAUUCUUGAGAACAGGCAGGAUUUAUAGCUUUAUCUAGAGUGAUGGUUGAAAAUAAGAUGCCCUAACAGAUGUUUACAUUAUGUUGAAUUAUCAGUUUUUGUAUCCAGGGACAGUUACUAAAAGUCUGCAUCAAUAUUUAUUUUCAGUUUUUAAUGUUAAUGCAUUUUGUGUUAGAUGAGUUUACAGUUAUAUUUUCCUGAUAAUCUGUCAGUUAAUGCAAAGGUAACAUGAUAAAUACUUUCUGUUUUCAUGUAAGUCCUUUGUUUAAUAAUAGCUUCAAUAAAAUUUUGUUUAGGUGCCAUCAUGCCUAUUCUUGCUGAUUUCUAUUUUUAUUUAAUUGUAAAGGCAAUAUUCAAUUAAUCUACUUUAUUUACAGUCUGACAAGAAUUCUUUUUCUUAACUUUGAUGGAGUGGCGACCAGUUUAGAAUGUAACUUGUAUUUAAGUCCAAGAACUGCUGCUCCAAAUCCAUGUCCUUGACAACUUCUGGAUUUUAAUUUGGGGUGUUCAAGCAUAUUUCCUUUGAUUUACAAAAUGAUUUCAAACAACCUCAAAAAUAAUCAUGAAAAUUAUCAUCCAAUUUUCAUAGCUCAAAACUUUAUUUAUUGAAAGUGACAAAAACUCUCAUGACUGUAGAACUGUAAUGUUUUGAUGUGUGUUAGCUGUCCUGCAUGCGGUAAUUAAAUAGCUUGACCACA